Messenger RNA from Penicillium lagena, 462 nucleotides. RefSeq lists its product as uncharacterized. The coding region runs from base 1 to 462 and encodes 153 amino acids. The record is from RefSeq and is a predicted model, not a curated record. The transcript has a single exon. Lineage: Eukaryota; Fungi; Ascomycota; Eurotiomycetes; Eurotiales; Aspergillaceae.
AUGCUAACACGACUUCUGCUGCAGUUGGAGACCCACCUCGAGGAGCAGGAGAACAAGCACAGCUCAGAGCAGCGCUCUCUGCGCAACGUCGAUCGCACAGUCAAGGACCUACAGUCGCAGAUUGACAGACGCGAGAAGAUCAACGCCCAGCUGAACGAUGAUAUCAACAAGGCUCGAGACAAGAUUGAACGGCUCCUUGGAAACAUCGAAGAGCUGCAGCACAGCGAUUCAGAGACGCAAUUGCAGGCCCGCCGCGCCGAACGAGAGCUGCGCGAAGAGCGUGAAAAGGCACUCCGUUUGGAACGUGAACUGGAGGGAUGGAAAUCACUGCGUGUUGAGAGGGGCAGCACCAUUAGCCGAGCGCCUCUGGCUGCUCUCAGUGAUGUGGGCAGUCGUCGUGGAAGCGGCGCCUACAAUGAGCUGCCCCAACGGAAACCGAGUAAUACCAAGGGGUUCCUUUAA